UUUUUUUUGUUAGGGAGUAAUAGGACAAAAAAUUGCAGGAAUUCAUCCAGGUUUAUUAUGCGCAAUUCCAUUUUGUUGCAGGGUGCAUGUCGAAAAGUAUCAAUUCACGACGGAGGUCUGUACGUCGGUGGCGUCGGUGUGUCAUGGGCGGCUAUUCGCGUGAUUAAACGAAUCGGUGCCGGCUCAGAGCUGAUCCCACAAAUUCGCGGUUUUAUGGAGAAACUAGUGAAUCGGGCAGCGCAGGAUGCUCCGCGCGAUAAAAGCGAGAGCCUCUCCUUUCUUCUUGGCAGGCCCGGCAUCUGGCUCACCGCGGCCUCUCUCUAUCAGUUUUCUGGGGAGAUUCCUGAAAGGGAUCGGUUUUUGGGGCUUUACUGUCAACUUGCCCCGCACUUUGCCUCGUUGAAACCCGGAGGAUGCGAAAUCAUCUUCCCACAAGGUUCAGACGAACUCUUCAUCGGUCGUGCAGGCUACCUAUGCGGCUUGUACGAGCUUCGGCGGCAGACGUCAGAGGCAAGUUGUUCUCCACCUCCCCACCGCCUUUUCCUUCACCCGCCGUCGUUCCGCGCACACCGCCAGCACGUUGAGGUUAAGGUGCGGUGCCUUCGUUGCACUCCUCCUCCCUCCAUUUUGUUAUGCACCGGUGCUUUAUUGAAAAGGGCAUCCACCAGGGCUGUCGUAUCUGACGAGACGAUUUUCGCAAUCUGCGAUGCCAUCAUCAGUUCUGGUCAGGCCUACGCACAGAAACACCGCUCCCAGUGUCCCCUGAUGUUCGCCUACCACGGGACCGAGUACCUGGGUGAGGUUUGGCCUGCUGAAUCCCACCUUCACCAGCCCCUCCUCAGAAACACUCACUUAGACUCUGUGAGAAAAAAAUUGGGCAGGACAUGGGGACUUUUUCCAAGUCUUCGUAGUCUUUUUACCACGCUAGGUUUAGACGUAUUCUUAGUGCCCCUCGUCUUCCAUAUCUCGCGUGAUCCCAUGGCAAACAAAUUCGUAUCCCCCCGCCCUCGCCCCCAACUAAUCGACACGCAAGCUCCCGAGGCGUUUCAUCUGGACGCGCAUGAAUUGUCAAUUUCAGGUGCCGCACACGGCCUCGCGGGCAUUCUCUUUGCCCUAAUGCUUUUCCCUCAAUACCUGAAUGCCCGUGCCUCGGCCAGGCGCUUGGUGAAGGAGGCCAUCAACUACCUGGUGUCGGUGACCCCCACGAGCACGGGCAAUCUCCCCGCGGCCACGGACGAGGUGGACGCGCGUCAUGGUCGCUCCGCCCCAUCCGAUGAACUCGUGCACUGGUGCCAUGGCGCCUCGGGUGAGCAUACCAGAAAAUUUGAACCUACGUGGUUGGGAAGGGUUGUGCAGGCACACGGAGACCUCGAACUCAGCGGUGAUUGGAGGGACAGGGACGACGGGGGCAAUCGCCCAAGUCCACUUCACGUGCAGUUUAUGGUGGCCUUGCCCCACCUCCGUCGUCAGUCGGCAUCCCUCUCUAGCUGUACGAUACUUCCUCAAAAAACCAAUCGUUUGAUUCCCCUAGGCGCUGUUUACGCAUACGCGAGGGCCUAUGUUCUGUGGAAAGACGAGGUCUAUCUGAGGGAGGCUGCUAGGUGUGCGGACGUUGCUUGGGGCGGAGGACUGCUCAAAAAAGGACCGGGUAUAUGCCACGGAGUCGCGGGGAGCGGUUACACCCAACUAGCCCUCUACCGCAUCACGGGUGAGGAGCGUUACCUUGACCGGGCACGGGCCUGCGCCGCCUUCAUGGAUGAGGAGACGUUUCUUCGGGGUUCGCGCACUCCAGACAGCCCCCUUUCGCUUUUCGAGGGGCGCGCGGGAACAGCUGUGUUCCUCGCAGACCUCGCCAAUCCCGCCGAGUCCGCCUUUCCCUUUAUGGAUGUCUUUGGUGUCUAA
This is a messenger RNA of Mesocestoides corti, 1902 nucleotides long. The record is from the annotation of a GenBank genome assembly. Lineage: Eukaryota; Metazoa; Platyhelminthes; Cestoda; Cyclophyllidea; Mesocestoididae.